CAAAUUUUUAUUUGGAUCAUUUUAACAUAUUAUUCUGAAUGUGAAUCAAUCAUAGGAUCAUCAUGCAAUUGUAAAGCUCAUUCGUAUGAUUUUAAUGUACCCGAAGAUGCUCGACAACGUAUUGAUUUCCUUUGCUGUGAUGGUAAACAAACAGAUGAUGCUAAUAAUCAUAACGAUCAACAACAUUUAAAUCAAUUGAUUGAAAAAAUUAAUGAUGGAAAAAUAUUUGUCGAUCAAUUCAUCAUAAGAAGUUUGAAUCCUGAAUUGAUAUUCCAGCAUGAUUCAUUGGAAAUAAAUUGGCUAGAAAUUUCAAAUAUUGAUAUGAAUUCAUAUCAAUUUGCCAGUCAGCAUAAAAAUUUGUAUAUCCAUCAAUUGGUUAUAUCAAACGUUCGAAUGUAUCGACAAUUAUUGUACUUUAUACAAUCAUCAUGGAAUCAUCUUGAAAUGAUUCAUUUGGAUUCAUAUCAAUUGAUUGAUGAUGAUCGAUUACAACCACCGUAUCAUUUUCUCAUAUUCAAUCAACCAUUCGAAGUAUAUUCCAAAUUAAAAACAUUAAAUAUGAUUCGUUGCAAUAUAAAAUCAUUGGCCGGUGUAGAUCUAUUGAAAAAUGUGGCAAAUCUUCGGAUGCUUUCGUUGGCACAUAAUCAACUGACAAGCAUUGAUAAUGUAAAUUUUUUUCCAGCUGAUUCCAAAGAAUUUCGUUCACUUGAUUUGAGUUAUAAUCAACUGAGAUGGUUGCCAGCUAAUUGGAAACUACCAUCUUCUUUGACUCAUCUACAUCUGGAUAAUAACGAAAUAACCAUAUUUCCGAAUAAUGUUUAUCAUUUAAAUAAUUUACGAGAAUUUUGGUUUCAACAAAAUCGUCAAAGCUGUGAAAAUGUUAAACGAAUAUUUCAAAAGAAAAUUCCAGAAAUUUUUAUUUGUUGGACAGACAAAAUUGUAACAAUGAACAAGACAAAUAACAUUGUGGAAUAUAUCGCAAGGUUUCAUCGGGAUUAAUUUUUUUCGAAAUUUUAUCAUAACUUAUUGAAGAUUGUUUUUUCAGAAAUUUUUUAACUUUUUCUUUAUUUGUAUUGAAAUAAAUGAUUAAUUCAUACGAA
Molecule: messenger RNA, 1100 nt
Organism: Dermatophagoides farinae (American house dust mite)
Lineage: Eukaryota; Metazoa; Arthropoda; Arachnida; Sarcoptiformes; Pyroglyphidae
Molecular function (GO): protein binding
Source: RefSeq, a predicted model, not a curated record